CAAAAGUAACAAAACCCCAUCUGUUUCAUCUACCGGUGACACAAAACCCAUCCAAAACCCCGAAAAUUGAAGCCACCCGGAAAUGUUGCAGAUCACCACCAUCGUCUUCCCCACAAUUUCCUACUCAGUUCCACCAUCUCUCUACAACCCCACUUCUUAUCCAACUCUGUUCCCAUUACCCUUCUACUGCUCUUCAAUUUCAACGCACCCCCACCACAAGCAGCGCUACCUACGCCUACAAUGGCGACCGAAACAAUUGAAGAAGAAGGCACCGUUUGUGGCCUCUGCCGCCACUUAUGAAGUCGGAGGAGGUUACCCAGAUGAAGAAUUAGAUCCGCAAGACAGAGGUAAGGUCCCCCGAGAUCGUGGGACUAAGAAAUUUGACCCCUCAGAGUGUGAAGCUCUGCUCAAAGGUGGAGAACAAGUCACUUCUGUUCUCGAAGAGAUGAUUAUCCUUUUGGAAGAUAUGAACAUGGACGAGGCAUCUGAAGAGGUGGCUGUGGAGCUGGCUGCACAAGGGGUCAUAGGAAAGAGAGUUGAUGAGAUGGAAUCUGGUUUUAUGAUGGCUUUGGACUACAUGAUCCAACUUGCUGAAAAUGACCAAGAUGAUAAGCGCAAGUCACUACUGGAAGUGAUAAAGGAGACAGUAUUAUCCCAUCUAACAAAAAAGUCUCCCCCGCAAGUUCAAGUAGUAGGACUGCUGUGUAGAACUCCUCAGAAAGAGAGCAGACAGGAAUUAUUACGAAGAGUAGCUGCUGGCGGUGGUGUGUUUAAGAGUAAAAAUGGAACUAAAGUUCAUAUUCCUGCUGCAAAUCUGAAUGAAAUUGCUAAUCAAGCUGAUGACUUACUGGAGACAAUGGAAACACGACCUUUUGUUCCGGAUCGAAAAUUGCUUGCAAGACUAGUUUUAAUUAGAGAGGAAGCUCGGAAUAUGAUGGGAGGGGGCAUAUUAGACGAGAGAAAUGACCGCGGUUUAAGUACUCUUCCAGAAGCAGAGGUGAACUUCUUAACAAAAUUGGUUGCUUUAAAACCAGGGAGAGCUGUUCAGGAGAUGAUAAAAAAUGUGAUGCAAGGAAAAGACGAAGGUGCUGAGACUGCUGGCUCUGAUGAGGAACAUACAACUAAUGGGCAGUUUUCAGGUGGACUCAGGGGAAGGGCGAGUGUGUCGGGAAGAAAGCCGCUUCCAGUUCGCCCUGGCAUGUUUCUCGAGACUGUAACCAAGGUCUUGGGUGGUAUAUAUGCUGGGAAUGUUCCCGGUAUCACAGCACAACAUCUAGAAUGGGUUCAUGAAAAGACACUUCAGGUGCUUGAGGAAAUUGCAUUCUAGAUGUAUUAUGAUGGAAUCAAUCGCCAAUAUCCUACCGGAUCACACUUUAGUUAGGGAUCAGCUGAAGCAACAGGAUGAAGAUUCAGAGUACUUGUUUAAACAAUAGCAAAACACCAUGUGAAUGAAGGGUCCCCACAAAAACAAGGUAUUUCUAUUUGUAAGUGAGGUAGGGCCUUGUGAUGAUUUGAAUGUUGUGAGUAGUAGAAGCAUACACAGCAAGGAUUUGUUAUACAUUCCUUAAUUAUAUAAUCUACAGCCUUUUCCACCCCCAUGACCUCUUCUUCAUCUCAUUCCAUAAUUCCCUUUUGUUUAAAUCGAAAAACAAGAAAAUGUGCGAAACCUUCCAACCGACUUGGAUUUGGCACUAAGCAAUCUCUUCUUAUGGCCUCUCUAACCCCACAUUUUGGCCUAGAAAAUAUAUGCCUACCCCCCUUAUGAUCUCUUCUCCUUAAGAUAAAAAUUCCUUUUCAGAAAGGGAGAAAGAAAUAAAAAAGAGGGCAUUUGGAAAAGUUUUGAGUUGCCCAUUAGCAGUCUUUUCAAACACAAUAGUGCCUCACAACCAUAGAAGAUAUGGAAAUGAUGACCCACAUGUGUCUAAAAUGAUAUUAUUCAAGUCUCACUUUUGUCAAGGGAUCAAAUGGUUUUUUGGGUCACUGAUUUAUCAUCUUAUGGGUGUUUUUAUUAAUUUAUUAAGUGUAAUGAUUUUGGUAAAAGGUGAUAUCAAAGUAUGGUCUGUAAUGAUGAAUGUGUUGAUACCCUUCACAUGAGAAAAUUAAAAAAAAAAGAUGAUUUUUUUUUUUUUCACAUAUAAACGUAAUGGUUAGUUCUUAGUUGUGUUAUGUUCA
Molecule: messenger RNA, 2172 nt
Organism: Cannabis sativa
Lineage: Eukaryota; Viridiplantae; Streptophyta; Magnoliopsida; Rosales; Cannabaceae
Product: protein PEP-RELATED DEVELOPMENT ARRESTED 1, chloroplastic
Exons: 10
Coding region: 83-1327 (414 amino acids)
Biological process (GO): regulation of DNA-templated transcription
Cellular component (GO): chloroplast nucleoid
Source: RefSeq, a predicted model, not a curated record